AUGUCUGGCUAUCCUGAUUCCAGCCCAGGCGGAAAUUCUGCUCCCAUGAAUACCUUCAGUCAAGGACAAGGGGGCUAUUCGACAGACAGAAACAACAAUGUCGGCCCUGCAAGCGGUCACCAUAACAACAACCUCACCGCGGUAGCUCAAGACCCCCAUUGGCAUAACGAAUUCCCUUUAGUGAGCAUUAUACCAUCACAUAUCUUGAGACAGGAACUCUGGCUACGUCAAUUACCAGAGUAUCCUGCCUUUGCCUCAGUUGGUCCUCAGAGCUCUUACCAUCAAAUGCUCUAUCGACCUACUCCGCCUCCGCCACCGCCUCCACCUGGCCCAAGGGGAGGGGUCAUACAGGGAAGACUAAACCCAGAGACAGCGCCAUGGCAGCCAGCAGUUUACCCCAGUAUCGCGACAGUGGCUCAGCAGAUAUCCAACGAUGCUAAUGCGCUUCCACCCAGCCUUGCUGACCUUAGGACUCUUGAAACCCCGCCGUCUCGGGUUGAACCCCUCACUUUGCCAGCUAUUGAAUAUAGCUUAGAGUAUAUGGCGAGCCUUCGAGGACUAGUUCAAUCCCAAGAAGACCUCCAGGCCAACGGAUAUAUCCUCAAGAAUCUUACACAGAGCGAGUUAGAGAAGAAGAAAAAGUGCAAGCAUUGCAACAAGCCCAUGCUAGGAAGACGUCCAAACGGCAGAGGAGAUGAGACAUCGAAAACGGAAGGAGCUAAAGAUGACGUUGUACAAGAAAGUCCAUCUUUGCCCUCUGGUAUAGGCAUUGCGUCCGAUCCCAAGCCAAUUCAAGCUCCUAAAUUUCUAUGCAAAUACCACAAUGGGCAGGUUAUUAAGAAGAAUUGGUCCUGCUGUGGAAAUCCCGCAAUCUCCGGUAAACCAUGCGUUGAAAACGAAUUUCAUAUUCCACGCCAGUACCAGCAGGGAGAACUCGAAUCCCAGUGGGAAUACCGUGCGACACCCGCAGGACAGAUAUUGUACAGCCCACGUCCGGCAGUCGCUAUUGACUGUGAGAUGGGAAUAUCUAAGCAGGGGGAUUCAGAGCUCAUUCGUGUCACGCUUAUCGACUACUUUUCCUCCGAAGUGCUUGUUGAUAGUCUGGUCUCUCCGGAUGUCGAGAUGCGGGAUUAUGUGACACGCUAUUCUGGAGUGACAAAAAGAGAUAUGGAGAUCGCACGCAACACUCGAAACUGCUUCUUUGGAAGAGAUAACGCUCGGAUGGCAGUGUGGCGGUUUGUUGGGCCAUAUACAAUUGUUGUGGGCCAUUCAGCAAACAAUGAUUUGAGCGCCUUGAGGUGGAUUCAUCCUUUGGUAGUAGAUACCUUUCUUAUCGAGUAUAUCCCUCACAAGAAAGCGGUAAAGGCAAAAAUCGAACAAGAGCACAAAGAAGCGAAAGCCAAAGUCGAGCAAGAGCAGAAAGAUGCAAACGCCAAAGCCGAACAAGACCAGAAGGAUUCAAGUGAUAAAGCAGCACAAGGAAAGAGCGAGGCUGAGCCAUCGUCCGCUGCGACGCCAUUGAAAUCUCCAACAGUCACCGAGGAGUGCGUUGAGGAAGAAAAGCCGCCACAGAAAAAGGCUAAAAUGCCACAAUCUGGAGGGCCAAUGUCAUUGAAGUUUCUAACAAAAACGAGGUUGGGCCGAGACAUCCAAAUGCGGGGAAACAGAGGGCAUGAUAGUCUUGAAGAUGCUAUUGCGACUAGAGACUUGGCCCACUGGACCGUCGUGAAUGGUAAUUCUUUGAGAGCUGGUGGAGGACAAUAG
Venustampulla echinocandica is the source of this 1764-nucleotide messenger RNA. RefSeq lists its product as uncharacterized. The transcript has 3 exons. Bases 1 to 1764 code for a protein of 587 amino acids. Gene Ontology annotation, biological process: ribosomal large subunit assembly; rRNA processing. The record is from RefSeq and is a predicted model, not a curated record. NCBI's taxonomy places the organism in Eukaryota, Fungi, Ascomycota, Leotiomycetes, Helotiales, Pleuroascaceae. Gene Ontology annotation, cellular component: nucleus. Gene Ontology annotation, molecular function: nucleic acid binding; exonuclease activity.